Lotus japonicus is the source of this 966-nucleotide messenger RNA. RefSeq lists its product as uncharacterized. The transcript has a single exon. The record is from RefSeq and is a predicted model, not a curated record. Lineage: Eukaryota; Viridiplantae; Streptophyta; Magnoliopsida; Fabales; Fabaceae. The coding region runs from base 1 to 966 and encodes 321 amino acids.
AUGGGUUGCUGCUUCAGCAAAGCCACAACCCAAAACCCACAAAACCAAAACCCUCAGAAGAACCAGCACCAACCCCACCAUGUGAGAUCCUCACUCCCCAAAUCAAAUCCAACCCAUGAAGAAGAAGAAGAAGAAGAAGAACCCUCACCACCACUAGAAGAGGAAACAGUGAAGGAGGUUCUCUCUGAAACACCCAUUUCCAAACCCCACCAAGUUCCGAUUCUGACACCAGAAUCGAAGACCCAAUUGGUUCUACUUCAACACCCAGAUCCGGUUUUGAUGGAAACAAAGACCCAAAUGCCUCUGCUUCAAAACCCACCGGAGAAAUUCGAAAUCGAAACAAAGGAUGUCAUAGAGGAAGUCUCGGAGGUGGUGUCUUCUCAGAUUACAGAAGCAUGCAGCAUUAGCGAAAGCUUUUCAGCCGCCACAACCGCCACCACUGCUACCGUUACAGAGAAGAGAGAAGACGAAGCAACCAGCAAACAACAGAGUGUGAGAGAGGGAACAGCGACGCAAAAGUGGAGUCGAUCUCCGUCCAGGAAGCGCCCUCACGCCGCCGACGGGAGAGAGCGAAGGGUCAAAUCUCCGGCGAGGAGGCCGGAGCCGUCGCCGUCACCGGAGAAGAGAGUCAAGAGUGGUUCGAGGUUAGUUCGUGGACGAGAGUCAGGUCCGUUGGCGAAUCGGAAGCUCAAUGCAAGUCCCGCCCGUGUCCGCCGUGACGCCGGCGAGGGUUCCGGGCGGAGGUCGAGGUCGCCGUCGUGUGUGAGGAAGGUUGGCGGUGGUGCUACGCGUAAGGUGGAUGCCGGAGCUGAUAGGAAAGUAGUGCCGCCGGCAACAACGAAUGCGGUGGAGAAGGAGAAGAGUGAGAAUGAGACUGAGGAAGUUGGGGAGAAAAACGACGUCGUUCAGCAGGGGGAGUCCCUUGAGAAUCCUCAUGUUUCCAUGGAGUGCUUUAUUUUUCUGUAG